This is a messenger RNA of Wallemia ichthyophaga EXF-994, 2541 nucleotides long. Its product is annotated as Enhancer of polycomb-like protein 1. Gene Ontology annotation, biological process: regulation of transcription by RNA polymerase II. The coding region runs from base 1 to 2541 and encodes 846 amino acids. Gene Ontology annotation, cellular component: piccolo histone acetyltransferase complex. NCBI's taxonomy places the organism in Eukaryota, Fungi, Basidiomycota, Wallemiomycetes, Wallemiales, Wallemiaceae. The record is from RefSeq and is a predicted model, not a curated record. The transcript is spliced from 3 exons.
AUGUCCAGAAGACUUAAAAUUACAGCCAGAAGUAGGCUACAAAUCGUUAAAAGACCUCAAUUUAUCGCUGAAUCUUAUUCCUUUGAUGAUGAGUCGAAGGCUACCACCGGUGUUGACUCGGCUGAGGCUGAAGAGACUCACCUUCAAAACGCGAUAAACGCGUCUCAAAAGAGGAAUGCUCGUUCUAAGCCUUCACAUGACACUACUCAAUCUGCUUCCAAUAAUGAUAAAGCUGAUUCUGUUGAUGAAAAUGCUCUUUCAACCCCUCAAGAUGACUCUUUGGGUAUCAUUCCAACCCCGGAUGCUACAGGCAGAGUCACUAAUUACUAUCAGCUAUACAAGCCGAACCAGUACCCUGACGCCUGGUCCUAUAUCAAGUACAGCGACACAAUCGAAGAAGCUCAAUUGGGUGGUUUAGUGUAUACAAUCGAUGAACGAGAUUAUAAGUUCAUCCAGGAGCAUAAUAAGGCGGUCAAAGGUGAGGGUACUUCCACAGACGCUAGUAGUAAGGAUGAGAAGAAGAACAAUGACAUACUCAUCGACGACAAUCUCUUUGAAUUGGUUAUGAGUGUUUUUGAGAAGGUUACUGACGACAUUGCUCCUACUCUCCAUACCGACCUAUCCAGAAUCCCAGACUUCUCAGAAUUCCAAUUACAUCUCAAGAAACAUGAUCUCCUCGACAACUUCCCAAACGUUGCUCCUCUUAAGCUCACAAUUACACCUGACAACCUCGUCAAGCUUGGUCAGAUUAUCUAUCAACAUUGGCGUGCACGUCGAGUCAGACGGCAAGGUAAACCAAUUCACCCACAGCUCAACUACGACGAAAGCAAUGAUGGCGAUCCUUAUGUUUGUUUCAGACGCAGAGAAGUCAAGCCUGUUCGCAAAACACGCAGGGCUGAUCUACAAUCGGUUGAAAAAAUGGAGAAGCUCCAUAAAGAACUCAUCGCAGCUCAGCAGCUUGUUGUCAGGGUUAUCGAUAGAGAGAAAAAGAAAGCUGAGGCUGUUGAUAUGGACAAAAGUAUAUCACAGUUACGACAUACUUUUAGAACCGUCAAGAGGAAACUUGGCGUUGUUGGUCCUGACGAUGGAAAAGCUGAUGAUGAGUUGCUAUCCGGUCACAAACCAAAGAGAAUUAAAGUCGAGACUAAGCUGCCCAACAAGAGAAAUAACGCUUCGCCUUCUGUCAACACUAAUAACGAUAAAGCAUCUGUACCGAUCGCUACACUCAUCGAGAAACAUAUACUUGCUAAACGAGAGGCAGACCAAAUGUGGGAAGACUUUACAGAGUCAUCCCUUAUACCAAACCAUUUCCCUGGCUCUAAAUUCUAUCGUGCACUGCCUAAUGACAUUGAUGACGAUGGUGAGAUGGGUAGAAGAACUUUCAGGUUGAGGAUUGGAAGAGGUGGUAGAAGAAUACUCGACAGACGCCAUCCGUUUAUCGAUUAUGGCGAUGAUGACAGCAGCAACCUCGAUGAUGAUGAGAGGAAGUUGAGGGAGUUGCAGAAGUAUGACGCGGAUGUGGUUUAUACAAAGAAUGUCAAAGGCUUAGGACCAACAUUUGGUGACAAAGGUGAAAAUCUGUUGAUAGACGAUUACGAUGAGAGAUUUAUGCGACAUCGUGCAUCAUUACUCACGGAAGAUGAUAUCAAUAAUUUGACGGCACCUACAAGUCACGUUGAUGCAGCGAUGCAGGCAGCAUUGGCACCACCACCACCACUUCCAAAUUACACAAUCGUUCGACCUAAUCCCAAUAACAAAGCGCAACAGCUACAGCGAAAUAAUUCGAACGCUUCUAAUGCACAGAAUAAUGGAAAGCCACAGGUAGCUCAGCAUUUGAUAAGAAAAGCUUCUCAGCAGAAUGCGCAGUCGACGCCGUUACAGAAGAGCAACUCAGCAAUGAAUGGUACGGGAGCGUCUAAACAACCUGCGCAAAGUACGCAAAGCACGCAAUCUACACCUAAACCCCCCACUCCUCAAAUGAAUGGGAACGCUUCGCUGCCUCCGAAUAACCCAACGUAUAAUGCAAUUCAACAGUUGCUUGCCCAGCAGCAACAACAACAACAGCAUCAACAUCAACAACCACAGCAACCAAUACAUCCCCUCCAACCACCAUCCCAAGCUCAAAUGAAUGCAUUGUUACAGUCGACAAAAACUCAACAACAUCUCAAUCAAAUGAGGCAGUUGAUGGCAAGUCAGAAUAACAACAAUAAUGCACCGAAUAAUCAAUUGAGUCAGCAACAGAUGUUGGCAGCCCUGCUUGCGAAGCAACAACAACAACAACAACAACAACAGCAAGUGAGACAACCACAACCAAAUCAAUUGCAACAACAACAGCAAGCAAACGCUGGUGGUUUAACUGCUCAACAGAUGGCAUCAAAUCCUCAAUUGGCUGCAUUUUGGAGACAGCAGUUGUUGGCACACCAGCAGGCUCAGGCUCAGGCACAGGCUCAAGCUCAAGUGGCAGCCAACGCACAAAAUCAAACUCAAGCCCCAACGCACCCAACGCAAACACAAGCUAACCAAUCCACCAACGGAAAUUGA